AUGUGCUGCGCACUGCACAGAGUUUACAUGGGUUGGGUGCACGUUGGUAAAGAAAUCCCCAACCAAACUGUGCUGGCAUUGAGAGUAACUUGGGCGGUGGCUGGUGGGUGUUUGCCGCUUCGGUUCUGGGCCAACCUCAUGCCUGUUAUGGGUUUGGGCUCAGAGACUUUGUGUUAUGAUGGGCUUUUGCUUCUUUUCUUCUCCUUUUUUUUUGGGUGGGAGGAGGAGAAGCCAUAUAUUGCAGUAGACGACAUGAGUACGAAAGAGGUGCGUAUUAAGAUAUUACAAAAUUGA
Messenger RNA from Prunus armeniaca (apricot), 294 nucleotides. Lineage: Eukaryota; Viridiplantae; Streptophyta; Magnoliopsida; Rosales; Rosaceae. The record is from the annotation of a GenBank genome assembly.